Messenger RNA from Aspergillus vadensis CBS 113365, 2190 nucleotides. RefSeq lists its product as uncharacterized. The transcript is spliced from 4 exons. Gene Ontology annotation, cellular component: membrane. Bases 17 to 1903 code for a protein of 628 amino acids. The record is from RefSeq and is a predicted model, not a curated record. NCBI's taxonomy places the organism in Eukaryota, Fungi, Ascomycota, Eurotiomycetes, Eurotiales, Aspergillaceae.
CUUCUUGGCAUCCAUCAUGACGCUCAAUAUUACCAUUGGUCCUAGCGCACACGGUUCAGACCGUUCCUCCAUAACUGAUGAGGAGGACUCCUCUGGAGUACAGGUAUCUCCAAUUUCCGACUCUGAAAGCCACGGAUACAAUGAUUCUUAUGAAGAAUGGGCGCAUCUCACGUAUCCCGACGAACUGAAGCCGUCCGAUUCAGCAUCACGGCCCCGGACGUCACGUCAUCCUCGCCCUCGCAGUACGAUACGUGGCCCGACCUCAACCACAAGCCGCCGACACUCAGAAAGACGACAUAUGGUUCAGGAACGGGACGCGUACACCCGUCGUUCUCGCCGACAUCCUUCGCCAGAUUCGCCUGAAAGCGCUGACUCGGCUGAUGAGUACGGAGGGCCUUAUGGUCACACAGCACAAGAAAGACGAUACUGGUCAACUGUGCCUCAAGUUCCGGGCUACGCCCGCAGCUCGUCACCUGGGCAGUCAUACGUUUAUCCUACCGGACCUGGUAUGCCCCACGGGCAGUUCAUGCACCCACCUGGUUUCCCCUCUCCGUCAGACCAACUUGUAAGACUAGGCCAUAAUGGUCAGGCCCCCCAGCAGACGGCGUACCCUCACCCUGUUUACGGGUAUGGCGCUCAGUUACAGCAACCUCAUGGCCCUCCUAUACCCCCAUUCUUCGUCCACGAACAUCAUCCGGGUCAUCAUGCACACCAACUUCCGACAGCAUCCCAUGGCCGAGGAGAGGGUAACAACCCACCUCAGCGCGCAAUGUCUCAUAUGUCGGCUCAUGGCCCCCCUCCUUAUGGUGGGCCACCUUUGAGCCCUCACGAACUGGUUCCCUAUGGCUCAGGGGGAUAUUACCCUUAUCGGGAACCAUAUUCAAUGGUUCCUGGGAUGAUUCCUCCAUACUUCAACCCCUAUCCACGCGUGCCGUCUCCGAGUCAAGUCGAGUCGCCCGAGUCGCCCGCCCCCGCCCCUGUUGAUACAGUGAAAGAUGAGGCUAUCGCAAGGUUAGAGAAGUUGAUAAUGGAAGAAAGGACCGAACGUGAGGCCCGGGAAGCCCGGGAAGCUGCUCGACAAGCCGCAAUCGAGCAAGAGGCCGCAGAUCAAGCCGCCAGAGAGGAACGAGCUGCUUAUGAAAAGAAGAUCACAGAGGAGGCUGCAGCGCGAGCUAGAGCAGAGGCCGAGCAAAAAGCUGCUGAAGAAGCCGCAAAAGCAAAGCAAGAGGCGGAAGAAGCGGCGGCGGCGGCGGCGGCAGAAGCAGCGGCAGCAGCGACAGAGGCUGCGAACGCAGCAGCGGCAGAGGCAGUCGCCGCAGCUACUGCAGCCGCAGCCGCAGCCGCAAGUCCACCUCCUCCAGAGAAGAAAAAGCCUAUAAAGUUCAAGGAUGCUUUAGGAAGAAAAUUCAGUUUUCCUUUCGACUUAUGCUGCACUUGGCAGGGAAUGGAAGAACUUAUACGUCAAGCUUUUCUUCACAUCGAGAUAAUCGGACCUCACGUUGCCGAGGGUCACUAUGACUUGAUAGGACCCAACGGUGAUAUAAUUCUUCCCCAGGUUUGGGAGACGGUCAUUGAGCCCGACUGGACUAUAACGAUGCACAUGUGGCCUAUACCCGAGAAGCCAAAGACUCCCGAACCUGCUCCGCCACCUGAACCUGUUCCUCAAGAUCCGCCCCCUCCCGAGGUUCCAGAAGCGCCCUCUGAGGAAGCUGUCAUUGUACUUGAAGAGCCCAAAAAGAAGUCGGAGCCGGCAGGUUCCAAAAAAUCACGCACCAAGGCCUCUGACCCUGGCCCACUUGCAUUGUGGAUGGUUGGUGGUAAUCGCUUGCGCCUAAACAAGGCUUUAAAAACGGGAAAAAAGCCUAAAGCAGUCUAUCACGGGAUCUCUUGCCGUGUCAUGUGAAGUUUCUCGGGUUCACAGUCUGUACUCACAUAUCACAAAUCCGUAUGUCUAUAUGUGUAUACGAUCGGACUGGACUUUUUUCGAGGAAGCAGCUGCAUCCAGAUUCGGGAGAUAUUAACACGGGGUACGUGUCAUUCGUUACACCAUAACUCAUCACAAAGUUCAGAAAUACUAACCGGGUCAUGGUCUCCUAUAGUAAUACUCUGUGUGACACGUGUUGUGAAUCUCGAGCUUUCUUCACUCUUGUCUGCUUUAGACGGGGCAUGGCUUUUCCUCUCGUUUAUUCG